GGUCACGUGACCGGGCCCGGCGGCCGCUGGGGCCGGAGGGCGCGGCGCGGGGACGCGGCGGCCUGGCCAGGCGGGGCCGGAGCCGAGCAGGCCGGAGCGGGCCGCGCGCCGGGGAGGGUCGCGCCGCGCCCGCCCCCUCCCCGCCGCGCCCGGGGCGCACGCGCGCUCCUCUCGCCGCCCCUCCCUCCGCGUGGGGACCCCUGGCGGGCGGCACGAGGACAUGGCCAGCGACGCCGUGCAGUCCUGCUGAUGGCCUGCCGGCCUUGCCGAGGAGCUGGGCGUAUCUGGUGUUGCCGAUCACACAAGAGUGAGCCUCGAAGCUGGUCCCUGCUGGAGCAGCUGGGCCUGGCUGGGGCGGACCUGGCGGCCCCCGGGGUGCAGCAGCAGCUGGAGCUGGAGCGGGAGCGGCUGCGGCGGGAAAUCCGCAAGGAGCUGAAGCUGAAGGAGGGUGCUGAGAACCUGCGGCGGGCCACCACCGACCUGGGCCGCAGCCUGGGUCCUGUGGAGCUGCUGCUUCGGGGCUCCUCCCGCCGCCUCGACCUGCUGCACCAGCAGCUGCAGGAGCUGCACGCCCAUGUGGUGCUGCCCGACCCAGCAGCCACCAACGAUGGCCCCCAGUCCCCGGGUGCAGGUGGCCCUGCCUGCUCGGCCACCAACCUGAGCCGCGUGGCGGGCCUGGAGAAGCAGUUGGCCAUUGAGCUGAAGGUGAAGCAGGGGGCAGAGAACGUGAUCCAGACCUACAGCAAUGUCAGCACUAAGGACCGGAAGCUGCUGCUGACAGCCCAGCAGAUGUUGCAGGACAGUAAAACCAAGAUAGACAUCAUCCGCAUGCAACUCCGCCGGGCGCUGCAGGCCGGCCAGCUGGAGAGCCAGGCGGCCCCCGAUGAGACCCAAGGAAGUCCUGACCUUGGGGCCGUGGAGCUGCGCAUCGAAGAGCUGCGGCACCACUUCCGAGUGGAGCACGCGGUGGCCGAGGGUGCCAAGAACGUACUGCGCCUGCUCAGCGCUGCCAAGGCCCCGGACCGCAAGGCUGUCAGCGAGGCCCAGGAGAAAUUGACAGAAUCCAACCAGAAGCUGGGGCUGCUGCGGGAGGCUCUGGAGCGGAGGCUCGGGGAGCUGCCCGCCGACCACCCCAAGGGGCGGCUGCUGCGAGAAGAGCUCGCUGCAGCCUCAUCUGCCGCCUUCAGCGCCCGCCUGGCGGGUCCCUUCCCCGCCACUCACUACAGCACCCUGUGCAAGCCCGCGCCGCUCACAGGGACCCUGGAGGUACGCGUGGUGGGCUGCAGAGACCUCCCAGAGAGCAUCCCCUGGAACCCUACACCCUCAGUGGGGGGACCUGGGACCCCAGACAGCCGCCCCGCCUUCCUGAGCCGUCCAGCCCGGGGCCUUUACAGCCGAAGUGGAAGCCUCAGUGGCCGCAGCAGCCUCAAAGCAGAAGCAGAGAACAGCAAUGAAGUCAGCACUGUGCUUAAGCUGGAUAACACGGUGGUGGGGCAGACGUCUUGGAAGCCGUGUGGCCCCAACGCGUGGGACCAGAGCUUCACCCUGGAGCUCGAGAGGGCGCGGGAACUGGAGUUGGCAGUGUUCUGGCGGGACCAGCGGGGCCUGUGUGCCCUCAAAUUCCUGAAGUUGGAGGAUUUCUUGGACAAUGAGAGGCAUGAGGUGCAGCUGGACAUGGAACCCCAGGGCUGCUUGGUGGCCGAGGUCACCUUCCGCAACCCUGUCAUUGAGAGGAUUCCUCGGCUCCGACGGCAGAAGAAAAUUUUCUCCAAGCAGCAAGGGAAGGCAUUCCAGCGCGCUAGGCAGAUGAACAUCGACGUCGCCACGUGGGUGCGGCUGCUCCGGAGGCUCAUCCCCAACACCACCUUCAGCCCUGGGGCUUCUCCGGGAUCCGAGGCUCGGACCACCAGUGACAUAUCAGUGGAGAAGCUGAACCUCGGCACCGACUCAGACAGCUCACCCCAGAAGAGCUCGAGGGAUCCUCCUUCCAGCCCAUCAAGCCUGAGCUCCCCGAUCCAGGAAUCCUCCACCACUCCUGAGCUGCCUUCGGAGACCCAGGAGACCCCAGGCCCCGCCCUGUGCAGCCCUCUGAGGAAGUCACCUCUGACCCUCGAGGAUUUCAAGUUCCUGGCGGUGCUGGGCCGGGGUCACUUUGGGAAGGUGCUGCUCUCCGAAUUCCGGUCCAGCGGGGAGCUGUUCGCCAUCAAGGCUUUGAAGAAAGGGGACAUUGUGGCCCGAGACGAGGUGGAGAGCCUGAUGUGUGAGAAGCGGAUCUUGGCAGCAGUGACCAGCGCAGGACACCCCUUUCUGGUGAACCUCUUUGGCUGUUUCCAGACACCGGAGCACGUGUGCUUCGUGAUGGAGUACUCGGCUGGCGGGGACCUGAUGCUGCACAUCCACAGUGACGUGUUCUCCGAGCCCCGUGCCAUCUUUUAUUCUGCCUGCGUGGUGCUGGGCCUGCAGUUUCUUCAUGAACACAAGAUCGUCUACAGGGACCUGAAGUUGGACAAUUUGCUCCUGGACACUGAGGGCUACGUCAAGAUCGCGGACUUUGGUCUCUGCAAGGAGGGGAUGGGCUAUGGGGACCGGACCAGCACAUUCUGUGGGACCCCAGAGUUCCUGGCCCCUGAGGUGCUGACGGACACGUCGUACACGCGGGCCGUGGACUGGUGGGGGCUGGGCGUGCUGCUCUACGAGAUGCUGGUUGGCGAGUCCCCAUUCCCAGGGGAUGACGAGGAGGAGGUCUUUGACAGCAUCGUCAAUGACGAGGUUCGCUACCCCCGCUUCCUGUCUGCCGAAGCCAUCGGCAUCAUGAGAAGGCUGCUGCGGAGGAGCCCAGAGCGGAGGCUGGGAUCCAGCGAGAGAGACGCGGAGGAUGUGAAGAAACAGCCCUUCUUCAGGACUCUGGGCUGGGAAGCCCUGUUGGCGCGGCGCCUACCACCGCCCUUUGUGCCCACGCUGUCUGGCCGCACCGACGUCAGCAACUUCGAUGAGGAGUUCACUGGGGAGGCCCCCACACUGAGCCCGCCCCGCGACGCAAGGCCCCUCACAGCGGCGGAGCAGGCGGCCUUCCUGGACUUCGACUUCGUGGCCGGAGGCUGCUAGCCCCUUCCCCUGCCCCUGCCCCUGCCCCUGCCCCUGCCCCUGCCCGAGAGCUCCAGUUUUUAAAAAGGCCUUUGGGAUUUGCCCGAUCCAUG
Molecule: messenger RNA, 3197 nt
Organism: Sapajus apella (tufted capuchin)
Lineage: Eukaryota; Metazoa; Chordata; Mammalia; Primates; Cebidae
Gene: PKN1
Product: protein kinase N1
Exons: 23
Coding region: 250-3105 (951 amino acids)
Biological process (GO): protein phosphorylation; signal transduction
Molecular function (GO): ATP binding; small GTPase binding; protein serine/threonine kinase activity
Source: RefSeq, a predicted model, not a curated record